Bipolaris victoriae FI3 is the source of this 375-nucleotide messenger RNA. RefSeq lists its product as hypothetical. Lineage: Eukaryota; Fungi; Ascomycota; Dothideomycetes; Pleosporales; Pleosporaceae. The record is from RefSeq and is a predicted model, not a curated record. Bases 1 to 375 code for a protein of 124 amino acids. The transcript is spliced from 3 exons.
AUGGAAAUUCAAAAUGCUAUUCAAGUAUCUUACGGAGGGGAAGAUAAAUUUACGAAUGGCGAGCAGACACAUCAUGGGUUCGGGCUUGGUAAGGAUUUUCAAGGAACACAUCACUACAGCAAUCAGCCACUAUCACUCGCCGGCGGCGGAUAUGCGAGGCAAUUGUGCCUAACCAAGAGCCCAGGAGGGGAUGUAUACUCUCUUGGCGACUUUACUUCGCGGGGACAUUGUAUUCUUAUUCUACUAUCCCUUGCCCUCCUUGUCAACACUGGAAAUAUAGAUCUGCUUGUCGCCGACGUGCUCUACGAUCUGAGCACUAGCAUACCGAGGGCGACGAAGAUGGAGACGAAGACGAAGACGAUAUCUUUGAACUAG